GACGGCGGCCGGGAGGGAUGUGGCGGCGGGCGGCGGUGGCGGCGGGACGGGGACUGCGGGGCAUGGCGGGGCGGGCAGCGUCCCCCACCCCCCCGGUGUCCCCUCACGGGUUGUGCCUCCACAGCCCCGAGCGCGCCGCUGCCGAGCGGGCCCCGAGGAUCUACACGAGGACGGGAGACUCAGGAUUCUCCAGCACCUUCACCGGGGAGCGGCGGCCCAAGGGUGACCGCAUCUUCGAGGCCCUGGGAGCCACGGACGAGCUGAGCUCGGCCAUCGGGCUGGCUGGUGAGUUUAGCAGUGAAAAGGGCCACACGUUUGUUGGUCAACUUCAUAAAGUGCAGUGCAUGCUGCAGGAUGUGGGCUCCAACCUUGCCACGCCGCUCUCCUCGGCCAGGGAGGCUCACCUGAAACGAACGUCGUUCAGCGAGAAGCCUGUCCUGGAGCUGGAGCAGUGGAUUGACAGUUACUCAGAGCAGCUCCCUCCCCUCAGAGCCUUCAUCCUGCCUUCUGGAGGCAGGAGCAGUGCUGCUCUCCACUUCUCCCGAGCCGUGUGCCGCAGGGCUGAGAGGUGUGUGGUCCCUUUAGUCCAAGCAGGAGAAGCAGAUCCAAAUGUGGCCAAGUAUUUAAACAGGCUCAGUGAUUAUCUCUUUGUCCUGGCACGUUAUGCUGCAAUGAAGGAAGGGAAGGAAGAGAAAAUCUACAUAAAACCUGAGCCCUAGCUGGGAGCUGGAAUGUCUUUUCCUUGAUUAUGGAAAACUAAAUCCAGUUGACUUCUUUUGUCAAUCAAGGAAGGGAGAGAGAACAAGCCUGGACUGGAAAUGGGAGCUGCCAAUGAUUUCCAUGGGACAUAACCAGGAGCUUGUUGAUAAAUCCUGAGAGGAGCAGAAUCACAGAAUAUCCUGAGUUGGAAGGGACUAAGACACAUCUGUCCUAUUCCCUGGGCCUGGCCCACACAUCCCAUUUGAGGAUGGCUCUGGAGUCACUGCUUCUCCCAGGUGGGAGUGAGGCAGGAGAAUUCCAGAACAUUUUGGAGAUGCCUUCAUUUCCCUGGGCAGCAGCAGGUGCUGUGGGAAGGCUCUGACAGGACUCUGAGGGAUGAUGAAGGGAAAACUAUCAGCUCCUCCUUUGAAGGCACAGUGCUCAUGUGGAGCAGCAGCUGGAGGCCUUUGGGAAUUGUGUCCACAGCUCUGAAAUAAUAAAUGUGAAUUUCCUUGUACCAAAUGGCCACAAACUGUCACAUUUUAA
Messenger RNA from Taeniopygia guttata (zebra finch), 1245 nucleotides. RefSeq names its product metabolism of cobalamin associated B (gene MMAB). Gene Ontology annotation, molecular function: corrinoid adenosyltransferase activity. Lineage: Eukaryota; Metazoa; Chordata; Aves; Passeriformes; Estrildidae. The record is from RefSeq and is marked provisional.